Molecule: messenger RNA, 985 nt
Organism: Anolis carolinensis (green anole)
Lineage: Eukaryota; Metazoa; Chordata; Lepidosauria; Squamata; Anolidae
Gene: tnni2
Product: troponin I2, fast skeletal type
Exons: 5
Coding region: 28-639 (203 amino acids)
Biological process (GO): skeletal muscle contraction; cardiac muscle contraction
Cellular component (GO): troponin complex
Source: RefSeq, a predicted model, not a curated record
AGAGGAGGGGAUCCUUAGGAAAGACGCAUGCAAAAAUAUGGUUUAUGGAAGGAUUACUUCAAGCACUGUUUAACCCAAUUCUUUCUCAUUUUCUUUGUAUUUCAGAAAAAGAAAAGGGCAAUUACUGCCCGCCGGCAGCAUCUCAAGAGUGUUAUGCUCCAAAUUGCUGCUACUGAACUUGAGAAAGAAGCUGUUGCCAAAGAACAAGAAAAAGCUGACUACCUGGCAGAGCACUGCCACCCUCUUCAACUCCCAAGUUCCAUGCAAGAUCUACAGGAACUGUGCAAAAAGUUGCAUGCCAAGGUAGAGGAAGUUGAUGAGGAAAGAUAUGACACAGAGAUGAAAUUACAGAAAACUACCAAGGAGCUUGAAGAUCUGAGCCAGAAACUGUUUGACCUGAGGGGCAAGUUCAAGAGGCCUCCUCUGAAGAGAGUCCGCAUGUCAGCUGACGCUAUGCUGAGGGCUUUGUUGGGCUCAAAACACAAAGUCUGCAUGGAUCUGAGAGCUAACCUGAAGCAAGUCAAGAAGGAAGACACUGAGAAGGAGAAGGAUCUGCGUGAUGUUGGUGACUGGAGAAAGAACAUUGAGGAGAAAUCUGGAAUGGAGGGCAGGAAGAAGAUGUUUGAAGGUGGCGAGUAAGAAGAACCAGUCAGCUGUUCAGUCUAAUCCUCAUCCUUGUCCAAGUCCCAAUGCUUCUUUGCCACCUAUUUUGCCACCUCAUAUCUUGCCGAUUUUUUACAGUGCUCUUUGUGGGAUGACCAUCCUUAGGCAAUUGUACUUCAUAGAGCAACAGAAACUACCCGCAGCUUGACCCCGCUGUAUCACUACUGGGCAAGCAAUUGUUUGAGCUGCAAAACAUCUUAAAUAUAUUUUGCAACUGUGCUAGCUUCAUGAGCCUAAACAAGUCAGCCUUGAUUCAAUCAAUUGGGUAGGAUCUGUAGCUGCAAAUAAACUGAACAAAUGUAAAUAAAGCUUUGAAAGUAUG